AUGUCAGAUCGAAGUUUUUUUGAGCGUGAACCCCCAUAUAAUGUUGGUUCGAUAGACUUUCCUUACGGGAAUGCCGAAAACUCGCCAUUGAGUAAUAUUCAAGAACAACCAGCGUCGACAAAUUCGACGAACACUUAUCCCGUAGCCGGAGAGGCAUCAUCCCUGCUUCAAAAUGUUCAAUCAUACAAUCUAAAACAUACUAUUUCACAAAAUCUCGGAUCCUUGCCCUCUACCGUCAACAAUUCAUUUCCCAGUAUUCCCAAUAUUCCCAGUACUAGCACGCACGCAUUGGAGCAAGGGAAUGGAUCAAACUACACAAGGAUCACUGCUCCUUCAUAUCAAAACCAUGCUUCAACCGACAAUCGUGUAUUCAACGGUGCUUCUACAAACGUGGAACCUACAAGACCCCAGCAAGCCGCUAAACAAAAAACACGCAGAACAAAUGCUUCAAUACAGAAGCAAGAAUACGAAGAUGAAUACGAAGACUUCGUAGUACAGGGAUUGAAAACAAAGUCUGGUCGGAAAGUCCACCGACCUGCUCAAUACAAUCCCAACGAAAUGGUUAUCCGGAGGAAAUCAAGAAAAGUGGAUCCCACUUCUUUGUGUGUGGAAUGCCAUCGAGGUCAUAGUCCACGCUCUAACCGCAUUGUCUAUUGUGAUGGAUGCAAUUGUGCAUACCAUCAGUUAUGCCACCAACCUCCAAUUGACGACUUUGUUGUACAAAUGGAAGCUACACAAUGGUAUUGCUCACGCUGCGAUGCUAAAAGAUCCAAAAAACCACUGGAAACAGGCGCGACUAGUCAAAGCCUUGGCUUGACUGAAGCCCAGAAAAAAACAUACUUAGGUAGCUUGCCGAUUGCACAUUUGGUUGAGUUGGUUUUAUUCUGUGAAAACGAGAAGCCCGAGCUUCCCAUAUAUAAUCCCAGAACUCGCGAAAUAAUAGGCGAAAUGCGCCAGCAAGCCAUCAUGAAUUCAGAGCGUCAUCAAGCUGCUCUUCAGGAUCAGUUAACGGCUAAACUCAGUGAUCAAAUUCCCGAGGAACCAUUGAAGCCGCCGUAUACCGCUGAAUAUGUCACGAGUGAAGGCACUCUGUAUCCAUAUUCGACUCUGAUUCGCGUCGCAAUAUCCAACUUAACAAGGCCAACGAAGGAUUUAAUCUUUGAUUACCUAAAAAAAAAUUAUCCACUUGCAGAGAACUUUUCUGACUCAGCAACGGAUGCUCUACGUUGGAUGGUAUCUAAGGGUCAACUCGUUCGGUCGGGUUUGGUUUACCAGUUAGCAACUUCAGAACCAACUCAUUCUACUCAACGUUCCCUCAUUCCAACCUUUCAGCAGCGUAGAAAAGUCACUCCUAUCAUUCCCUCUUCUUUCCCUACUGAAUCUUUGAAUUCGUUAGCCUUUACAACCAUUGACUCGAGCUAA
Molecule: messenger RNA, 1422 nt
Organism: Schizosaccharomyces japonicus yFS275
Lineage: Eukaryota; Fungi; Ascomycota; Schizosaccharomycetes; Schizosaccharomycetales; Schizosaccharomycetaceae
Product: PHD finger containing protein Phf1
Exons: 1
Coding region: 1-1422 (473 amino acids)
Cellular component (GO): nucleus; chromatin; protein-containing complex
Source: RefSeq, a predicted model, not a curated record